UUUAAGUUUGUCAAAGAAAGAUGUAGAUGGACACUACCUGAGGCCAAAGCUGAAGUUAAACUCCAUGAUGUUGAACUGAAAGAACCAUCUGCUGAAGUGGAAAUCAAAGCUCCUGAUAUCAAGGUUGGGACAAAGGAUAAAGAUGGAUCACCAUCAAAAUUUAAGAUGCCAACAUUCAAAUUACCAAAAUUUGGAAUUGGUUCUCCAAGUGCCACCAUGGAAGUGCCCGAUGUAGACAAAGAUGUUAAAAUCGAUGGAGCUGACAUGAAAAUACCUGAAGAGGUUCUCAGAGUUGAGAUUGCAGCACCCAGCAUUGACACUGAAGGUCCAUCAAUUGAUAUCAAAGCUACUGGAACAGAAUAUGAAGGAAAAGGAAGCAAAUUCAAAAUGCCAAGUCUUGGUUUUUCUGUGCCUCAAGUCAAAGGGCCUAAUAUUGAUUUAAGCUUAUCAAAGAAGGAUGUAGAUGUGACACUACCAGAAGCCAGAGCUGAAGUUCAACUCCCUGAUGUGGAACUAAAAGAGUCCUCUGCCAAAAUGGAAAUUAAAGCUCCAGGAAUUGAUGUUGAAACCAGUAGUAAUUGA
Larimichthys crocea (large yellow croaker) is the source of this 582-nucleotide messenger RNA. Its product is annotated as neuroblast differentiation-associated protein AHNAK-like. Gene Ontology annotation, biological process: regulation of RNA splicing. Gene Ontology annotation, cellular component: nucleus; cytoplasm. The annotation marks the transcript as partial. The record is from RefSeq and is a predicted model, not a curated record. NCBI's taxonomy places the organism in Eukaryota, Metazoa, Chordata, Actinopteri, Sciaenidae. The transcript has a single exon.